Sorghum bicolor (sorghum) is the source of this 2252-nucleotide messenger RNA. RefSeq names its product predicted GPI-anchored protein 58. The record is from RefSeq and is a predicted model, not a curated record. The coding region runs from base 1416 to 2066 and encodes 216 amino acids. The transcript has a single exon. NCBI's taxonomy places the organism in Eukaryota, Viridiplantae, Streptophyta, Magnoliopsida, Poales, Poaceae.
CCUUGAUAAUUAAUUGGUACAAACUUUAAGUUUAUCUUUUAGUUCUUCCUACAUAGAACUUGAUUGUGAUCUAUGACCACAAAGACUUGCAUAAUGAGCAGCAUAGUUUUAAUCAGGGAUAUAAAUUCUCCCUUUUCAAAAUACCAUGCCCAGUAAGCAGCUGAAAACUGACUGGUAUAUGUUGUUUCCUAAUUGAACAUAUAGGUCUUCUGAAAAUUUUUUCUUUAAAAUGUCUGUCCUUUCAGUAUUAUAAGACUUGCCAAUGCAUUUUGUUGAACUUACUAUUUAGAUAAACCAAAACCAGGAUGUUACAGUAACUUGUGGACCUUGAGAGCGAACAGCUCUCGGUAAUUCUUUGAUUAUGGAGUGAGAGGACGUGUUACAUAUAGAGGUGAGGAGAUCGUGAGGCUUAUGGGAACAGUGCCAGUCAAGAUCUCUAAACACUCUGAGCCAACCACAGCUGGUCAAGCACUCCUACAGUUAAGGCACAACAUAACCAGUCAAGGGAUUCCUCUAAUCACUCUGAACCAAGGGAGGGACACGCCUAUUCUAACACUCCCCCACUUUGCACGUUUAGACUGGACUUGAACUCCAUGAAUACUGAAGAAGGCAGCCCUUUGGUGAAGAUAUCUACGUAAUGUGAAGAGGUGGGAACAUGCAGAACACGAAGAUCACCAAUGUCGACUCGCUCCCGGAUGAAGUGGAGAUCGAUCUCAAUGUGCUUGGUUCACUGAUGCUGAAUCGGGUUGGAGGUCAUGUAGACGGCAAUGAUGUUGUUGCAAUACACCAGUGUGGCGCGCCGGAGAGGGGCAUGCAGCUCUAGAAGAAGCUGGCGCAGCCAGGUGGCCUCAGCAACUCCAUUUGCCACCGCGCAAUACUCGGCUUCGGCACUGGAUCUUGACACCAUGUUCUGACGCUUGGAGGACCAGGAGAUGGGAUUGUCACCGAGAAACACGGCAUAGGCUGAGGUGGACUUGCGUGUGUCGGAACAACCUUCCCAAUCGGCGUCAGUGUAGGUAGACGGCCGCAGCAGGAGACCAAGAUGGAGGGUGUUAGAGAGCGAGCAGGCAGCAGCGUGCACGGAUCAGGGAGCAUGCAGAGGCUGAGCAGGGAAGAGAACAUGCAGCCGCACGCAUGGAUCAGGAAUGGAUCAGGGAAGAAGUGCGUGCAAUGCUGAGAGGUGACUAGGAUGAAGGAGAGCCAACCAAGGGCAUUAGCUAUAUUUAGGAGUGAUUAACCGGGACCCUGGCAAGGCAAGCAACAGAUUAGAAGGAAAUUCCUUCCUCUUGACCGGCCGUGGGCAGAGCCCCGCGGCUGGAUUCCCCUCAACCACGCAGCCCCAACCACGUCCAGAACAAUCUGGUAAUCGGAGCUCAGGCCUUGAUCCGCCCCCCGCCACCCCUGCUGCGCUGGCCAUGUUCCUCACCACUGCAGCCAUGGCUGGUCCUGGUUCACUCGCCGCACCGCCAGUGUUCACCACAACCAUGGCCACCGUGGUGCCACUACCUGCACAUCAGCCUGUGCCUUCCCCGGAUGCCUUCAACGCGUUGAGGGCGGCCAUCUACGGCCUGCAAUGCCAGAUGGGGGAGUUGUUGGCGCGCCUGGCGGCCGUCACGAGUCGAACAUCGCCCUCUGCACCACCGCCUAUACCGUAUGGCCUGCUAGGGUUCGGGGGCAUCUCGGCCCUUCCGACGUCGGUUCCGAUAAUUUCGGAGGUCUUCUCUACGCGGCAAGUCCUGCCUGCGAGUUCAACGCCUGGCCCUUUCCCACAGCCAGUCAGCUGGGCGCCGCCGCAACCGGCCAGCGGGCUCCUGACUGCCAAGGAGAGCAGCAGUCCGGCGCCGCUUUCCUCCUCUCCUUCACCGAUCCCAUCAUUCACAGCCCCCAACCUUGUGCCGCCACAGCAACACUGCGAUGGCGUCUUCUAUGGGGGCGUAGAUGGCAUCCAAGCAACGACGUCGGAGCUGCAAGCGGCGGUGCGCUGCCUUCUGGCGUGCCAACAGGGUCAGCGCCCCAUCUUCAAGCAGCGACGCCCAAUCGUCUCUGCAGCGACAAUCUUGCAGUAGCUCGCGGAGAGGAAGGUGAUUGCACGGGCGAGUGCCUGCAAGGUGUCUGCGGCGGUAGGCUGCGGCGCGGCCUCCUAUUGCGCCGGUGGCUGCAGGAGAUGUGCUAGCCUAUGCACGAGGCGACCUUAGCGACGGUCGACCUCAUCACAGGAUGGCCACCAACAAGCGCGCCGACCCAUUGCUAUC